Messenger RNA from Cataglyphis hispanica, 6099 nucleotides. Its product is annotated as putative autophagy-related protein 11. The record is from RefSeq and is a predicted model, not a curated record. The transcript is spliced from 10 exons. Gene Ontology annotation, cellular component: extracellular matrix. NCBI's taxonomy places the organism in Eukaryota, Metazoa, Arthropoda, Insecta, Hymenoptera, Formicidae. Bases 307 to 6099 code for a protein of 1930 amino acids.
CUCUCGAAUUACUGUGUUAAUUUUUACACGUUAAAACUUUCGCGAAUAAUCGAAAAUUUUACGCACUUCUCAAUUUUUCUACAUUUCCUACAUUUUUAUAUAUUUUUCUAUUUCCUCAAAUUUUAUCAUAACUUAAUUGACUUCUUUCAUAUCUAUAUCUUGAACAUUUUUAAUAUUUCAAAAAAAAUGUAAGACUCGGAAAAGAUAAAAUAUUUUUAAUUGUGUUGAAUUAAUAUUGUGUAAUAUUAACUGUAUGAAAUAGAAUAAAAAGCAAAAAUUAAAUGUAACAAGCAACCGAAAAUAAAGAUGAACUAUCAUCGGCAAUAUGUUGGCUUGCUUUUGCAAGUAAUCCAUUUUAUCGCAAAUUGCCUCGCGGAAAAUUUAAUACUUAAUAUAAACUAUAAAAAACCGAUUGCCGUAACUAGUGAUGCGUUCCUCAGUUUUACAUUGGAUCCAGCAACGCUGCUGCUUAACACCGAUGCACUCACCAAGAAUAUCGAGAGAAGCACAAACAUGGCCCGAGGUUUGGUGCCUGCCUACAUUCGUCUUGGAGGACCACAAAGCUACUUUGACAUCUUCGAAAGAGCAUAUUUACAUGAUGUCGAUUACGCUGAUGUUGAUUCAAAUGACAUGCUUUUUGAAAAGCAAUGGACACUGAUACCCGAAUGGGCGAAAAACGUGGGAUUAGAUUUAAUCGUAUCCAUCGCACCUCGAUAUAUCGAGAAUGGAUCAGAAAAGGAUUCCAAAAAUUCAACGAAUAUAACAGAGCUUCUCUCUUUUAGCGAUUUCAUGGGUUAUAACAUCAGCUGGCAAUUGGGCUAUGAAUGCCAAACUAAAUGCAAUCUAUCCGGUGGAGAUCUAGGACAAUAUGUCGCAAAUUUUCGUGAGAUACUGAAGACCUUCCCGAGAUAUUCAAAUAGCUUAAUCACGGGGCCAGAUAUCGUGACUUAUAAAACAGAACAAGAACAGAAAUAUCUUCAAGAUUAUCUGAAUUCAGCAGAUACUGCGCUUUCAGUGAUUACAUGGCAUCCCAAUUUCGCUAGUGUCUCUUUAAAUAAUGACAGCGUUUCCAUGCAUUACGAUAAUAUGAUUGCUGAUAAAAACGAGCUAUAUAAAAUCAUCAGUCGUACGGCGAGAAAAAAACCGUUAUGGAUUGCGGAAUCAAAACCCGAAAAGUUUAAACACGAAUAUCUAGGAGCGCUUAUUUGGACGACAAGACUUGGAAAUGCUGCAAAACUCGGUGUACAAGUUUUAAUGAGACAACCAUCAAAUUUUUAUAAAGCAACUCCUGAUUACUGGGUCUCUUUAUUGCACAAGACUUUAGUAGGACGCCAAGUUUUGGAGCUGAACGUACAUUCAAACAACGAAAGUUAUGUGCAUUUGUACAGCCAAUGUACGAAACCUUCUGCAUUAUACGAUAAAGGAGCUAUUACUAUUUUUGGUAUAAAUUUGACACCGAAAGAAAUCACAGCUAAUGUAAAAGGCCUCAAAAUUGAAACUCUUCAUCAAUACAUUCUGUCACCAGAUUUCAAAACUGGCAACAACAAAAUGCUUUCAGAAAAAGUCUUGUUAAAUAAUAAACCACUCGAUUUAAUAAACGAUAAGAAGUUACCUAAUCUCAAUCCAGAGAUCAUUUUCAAGCCUGAUGGACUUGAAUUAAAGCUCUCUUCUGGGAACAUAGGAUUCUGGGUUAUACCUAAUGCAAAGGUAAAAGCUUGCGAUUAUUCUGAAGAGAAAAUAACCGAAAAUAUUAUAGAAAAAAGAUUAUGGAAACGACAUAAAAAUAUCAUUCAACAAGACAAUCAAGAAAGAAAGAUUAAUGACAUGAAACAUUAUCAGCGUUCAAUGCAAGAAUCUAAAAGAAUAAAGAGAGAUAUCGGCAGGAAAUUAAUCGAGAUAGCCCCGAGGAUGGACAAUGUUUUGAAAAAACGUUCAAGAUUUGACAACAUGAAAGAUAAUAAUAUGAAUGAGAGGAAGAUGAAGCGGAAGGACGAUUUUAGACGAGAUGAAUUGUUGACACCAUUCAAUCCAAGGAUCACCGACAGCGGCGAGAAUAAUUUCUAUGGCUUCUUUCGACGUAAUCCUAUCAAAGGAUUCCCCGAAAGCGACAUUUUUAUCACCACGGGAGACUCGUCGGAGCAAAAUAACAAAGAUUACGAUUAUGUUCAAGAUGAAAACGAUGAGAAUGAUUCAACGGUGAAGAAUAUGUACCAUAUAAAAGAAUUGAUGCAAAAACAUGCAGAAGAUAAUACAUGGAUAGAAAUGGAAAAUGAUCACGUACCUAACGAGUUCUUUGAAAAUGUCAAGUUCUUUAAUACAAGAAUCAAAGAAAAUCCGCAUAGCUAUGGCGAUCUGUUGGAAGCAGAAUUUUUCCCACAAGAGUUACCCGAUAAGAAAAAGGAAAAACGAGCUGUAGAAAAGGACAUGCAAAAAUUGGUUAAUUACUAUGAUUUCAAAGAACAUGAUCGUGACACAAAACAUAAAGCACUAGAUCUUGCUUUGAAACGCUCUUCGAUGCCAUUGAGUCAAUUUGUCGAAGCUCCAAUUUACAUCGAUCAUCAAGCAUCAAACAUAAAACCUGAAAAAACCAAACUUAAAGUAGAAUCAGAAUUAAAAGCUUCGAGUUUCUUUUAUCAACCUUCUCAAAUUGCCACUGUAAAUUCUAAUUACAACAAUUACAAUACUAAAAAUACGAGACACGAGGAAACCAAAGUAAAUAAAGAAAAGAUUUUGACUGCGAAUAUAUCAAACAGUAAAAAUAAUAAUAAUACCGAAAUAAUUAAGUUUUCUCGACCUGCUGAUAUAAAUACGAAAUACCCUAUUUUUCAUAAUAAAAGUAAUCAAGCAAAAAUUCAAAAAAUCCUUGCUGAAGAAAUGAUUAAAGAAAACAAAGAAAAUACGAAAGAUUGCCAUUGCAGAAUUAUCCGAGCCUCCCAAUUGUCGAAGAAGCUUUGCAAUUGUCGUGUAAAACGCGACAAUCAAAUAUUUGCAGAUUCUUCUUCGGAAAUAAAAAGUGUAGAGAGCGCGCAAUCAGAGGAAUACGUUGAAAAUUCUAUGGCGAAAGAAGAAUACGAGAAUAUUAUAGCGGGAGAGAUACUCCCAAGUACUAGCGUCAUCGAAUCCGAUUAUGAAGAACAUGAUAUAACUACAGAAACUAUAACCACAGAAUCAAGUACGUUGGAUUAUAGACCAAGCUAUGAAACGCAGACAAUCGAUGUAAAUCAUUCGACAUCAAUAAUGGAUAAUUCUGAAAUAAAUAAUAUUUCGGAACAGUAUCAUAACGUUGAGAAAUCUAAUACCAAGAAGCUUAUGAUAAAUUCAGAAUUUUCUCCAAGUAAUGGAGAAGAUUCAAAUAACAAUGAUAUUGUUAACAAUGACAUUACCAAAGAAAUGUUUUUUCGUACCAAACCACCAAACGUUCAAUCAGAAAACGAGGCAACGACGUAUGAUCCUUUUCAGAUUGUUUCCAAGAUAUUUUCGGAUAAUAAAAGCAAUUCGCAAGAAUUUAUUGCCUCCACGACUGAAUACGCACAGGAAACGCCCCGUGAAAAAACGCAAAAUCUCAUUAACAAGAAGAAAAGAACCGAUAGUUAUUCAAGAAUUACCAAAAAUCAGAAAAACGAAGAAUGGCGCGACAAUAACUAUAAAAAUAGUUUAAAGUCAACAAAUUUUGUUGAAACAACGCAAAGAAUUGCCGAAGAGCAGAUGACGACGGAAACAAUUUUAUCUAAGCAGAUAACAGGUGCAGCAAUUGAUAAUUCAGAAUCGAACGAGUCAAAAAUAAAACCAGAUGAUAAUAUAAAACAAAAUAUAGAAGAUAAUCAAAAUAAAGACAAUCAAGAUAUUGAAUCUGAAGUUGAGACACAGUUAAAGAAAAAUAUUCGCACAAAGAAAUUGAAAAAUAUAUUUCGCACAGCGCCAUUGAGAGAACAUGUCAGACGUGAGGAAUAUUUGAAUAGACGUACCGAGCAGACCAAUAACUUGAAGGAAAAGCUGUACGCGAGACGGAAGAGAUUGUUACAACAAUAUCGCCAAGAACUAACAAAGAUUGCCGACGAACAGAAGCGGAAUCUGAAGAGAAGAGAAACGUGGGAGAGAUUUCGCGAGAAUGAUGAUUUUCGUCAUCUAAUCGAUCAAGGAGAGUUUGUUGGCAUUCUAAUUGACAACGACAAGGAUAAUAAUAAAAAUGAAAUUCCUGUCAAACUUGUCCCCAAACAUAAUGAAAAUAUUCCAGAUCAAAUAUAUGCACUUGCGAAAGUAAAGGAAGAACGUUAUCCGAAAUAUAAUAAAUAUUAUCAGUUUCCUCGACACUUAAAAGUAACUGAAGAUGAUGAAGAUUCAACAUUUAUAUCUUCAGAUCGCAAGUAUAAUCAAUAUUAUGAGCCUCUUCCUAGAAUAAUUAAAAAUGAACAGCAACUAGCAAAAGCGUCUAGAUUUUUAGAUCAUGAUCAUUAUUUCGAAAAAUUAAUUGGAGAUGAGCAAGAAUCAAAAGCAGCUUCUAAAUCUUAUGAUUGUAGAAUCUUUACAAUUGAUCCUUCAACAUACCGUGGCGGCGAGCCGAUAUUACAACAAUUGUAUGAGAACGAUUCAAAACUUCCGAAGUAUUAUUCAGAAAUUAAAUUCAAAAAUCAAAAUCCAAUUCCAAGAUGGAUCUAUCAAGUUCUUUCAAAAUCGACACUAAACGAAGACCAACAUCAAGCUUCCAAGUUACAAGAAUAUAUGAAAAAAACAUCUUUUAAAAAUGAUCAAGAAAAUGCUGAUGUCAUAUAUAUUUUUGAUACACAAAAACAACUUGACCGACCAAACGGUCUCGAAUUAAAUAAUAUUUAUAGAAAUCUUGAAGCAGAGCAUGAUAACUUAGAUAUGUCUAUAACAGAUAAAGAAAUGAAAUCGACAAAAGAUGUGAGACUUGGAAAAUAUAUAAAAAAUAAAAAAUUUGUCGAUUCUCAUGAAAAGGAAGAUAUAUUAAAUGUUGAAAAAACUGAAGGUACUAAAAAUGUUGAAAAAUUUGUGAAUUCUAAAAAUAUUGAUAUGGAUAAAGAAGAAAUGUUAAAUAUAAGAAAAUUUAAGAGUAUUACAGAGUCAGAAUCUAAAACGGAACAUUUAAAUAAUAAAAGAAAAAAUAUAGCAAAGAAUAUAUAUAAAAUAGCUAACGAUACUCAAGAAAUUAAUAAUUUAAAUGAGAAGAUAAAAAAUGAUAUAAAUACUGAGAUGUUUAACGAUAAUGAAGCAACCAAAGAUGUUAAAAAAAUUACUGAUAACAAUUCUGAAUUAAGCAAAUUUGGAAAAGGAAAUGCAAGAAGACGAAGAGAUGUUAAAAAACAAGGGAGCGACGAAUAUCUAAAGCGAUUGUUACAUUUUUUAUUGACAAAAACAAACACACGAGACGGAUCAAAUUAUGACACGUACGAUCACUUGAAAGAAGACUCAAAGGAAAUAUUUAGUAAACAACCAAUCCCACUUUAUUCGUUGACAAAAAAUGAUGAAUCGGAAUUAAGCACCGUCCCAUUUCAAAAAUUAAAAAAUUGCUUGGUUUCCUCGGAAAGAGACUUGGAAAUCGAUCAGCAAGAUGAGAAAGAAUAUAAGUCACCAAAGUAUAUCGUCUUUAUACCGAUUAAAGACAAGAAUUCGUAUCAGAUGUUAAAAGUGAAAGAUUAUGAUGAUUUGUUAGAACAUAUCGAGACUCCUUAUUCUGAUGAAAAUCAAUAUUUUCCACGAAAAAUAUCAGAUUCAAUAAUGGAAUAUUCAGAUGACGAAUCUUCAGAAGAACUUGUAUAUGAAGAUUUAUCGAAUCUGCUAAAUGAGAGAAUUGAAAAUAUUCCAGAUAAAAAAAUUUAUUCAGAAAGUGUGCAGGAUGUUUCUGUAGAUAUCAAAGAUAGUGGGAUUAACGAUAAAUCAGAAAAGGAAAAUGAACAAUAUAAAAGCAAAGAAAGAUAUUUAGAAAUGAAAAACCAAAUGCGAUCUGAUGAAUGUGGAAUGUUUUUACUAUUUCCCUGGAAAGAAAAUGAGAAGAAAAUAAGGCAGCGAAGAGAGAUCAGAAACAGAAUCAAUGGAGGCAUAAAUCAAAUAGAAGGCGAGGUAAAUAUUCUCUUAACAUAA